Rotaria socialis is the source of this 2934-nucleotide messenger RNA. The record is from the annotation of a GenBank genome assembly. NCBI's taxonomy places the organism in Eukaryota, Metazoa, Rotifera, Eurotatoria, Philodinida, Philodinidae.
AUGAUGAUCACUAUCUCCUGCUUCGUAUUGACAUUCUAUAUUCUGCUCCUUCCAAGUUCAAUUCACGUACAGCAAUUAUGUUCUUCAUUACGACCACGUCGUGUCCGUAUUGAUCACCACGACGUUGAUACUCAUCGUGAUAUUGUGGUUGAAAGACCAAUUUUUUCUUGGUUGAUCGAUGACGAAAAGUAUUCUUGUAAUGGUACUUCACUACGUGGUAUCCAUCAGAUAGCUUAUCGGUUGAUUAUCGUCAAAGAAGUUAGUUUCUAUUCACCGAUACAGAAAUCUGUCGUCAUCUAUGACUCAGGGCGUGUCAUGUCAUCCGUAUCGACCAACGUUUUAUACGGUGGUCCAGAUUUGACAUCUGACACCCGAUACAAAUAUUCUAUCCAAUACUGGUCAUCUACUGGCGCAAUAAGUGAGCCUGUAAGCGGUCGAUUUCGGACUGCUCUAUCCAAUCCCACGAACGAAUUGACGGCAAAUUGGAUAGGCUCACGUCACAUUAACAUGAAUGAAUUGCGACGGGAAUUUUAUAUUCCGCAAGGCAUAUUAUCGGCUACUGUAUUUAUGAGUGGAAUGGGUUACGGUAUCUUAUAUGUGAAUGGUGUAAAUGUGGAUCCUUCGCGUCGUUUUGAUCCUGGAUGGACUACAUAUACGCAACGUGUUCUAUACGUUUCAUACGAUAUAGCUCAACAUCUAACAGCUGCGUCCAUGAAUUGCAUUGGUGUUCAUUUAGGACUUGGAUUUUAUACACAUGAACAGUGGGGUGGGGGAACUCCAAGUCCAGCACCAGAAGUAUUUGGCCCACCACCACGACUACUCUUACAAGUCAAUAUUGUACUCAGUGACCAUACAACCAUGAAUAUAAGUUCCGAUACAACAUGGCUCGGUCGUGAAGGCGCUCAUCGUAAAGAUAGUGUAUAUAUGGGAACAAUCUAUGACACUCGUGCUGAACGAUACAACUGGUCAAGUGUCGGUUUCACUGAUCCGUACAGUCUAUGGUUAAAUGCGUCUACCAUUGAAUCGCCAUUGACUUCACCAGUUGGCCAAUUAACAUAUCAAUCAAUGGAUCCAAUACGGAUAAGUCCAUAUGCCCUACAUAUUGCUACAUCAGCAUCGAGAACUGGCUAUGAUUCAAUGCCACCAGGCGUCAUCGGCGGUAAUAUCAUGAAUAGCGGUGUUUUUAAUGCAACGCCGUUAGCAAACCAACAGGUUCCAACGUAUGAUGUUUCACAAAAUAUUGCUGGCUACUGCACAUUGACAAUUACGGGCAGACAAGGUAUGACUGUGUCGACGCGACAUGCAGAAUUACUAAACGAACCAGGUAUCGAUGGAAUUAAAUAUCAAGGACUCAACGCUGCCAAUUAUCAAAUUAUUUCUGCAUCUGAUGAUUUUAUCAUUCAAGGUAGUCCACAUGAAGUAUUGGUCCCUAUGUUCACUUAUCAUGGCUUCCGUUAUAUAUCGGUGUAUGCUAAUUACAUUAAUAUUGAGUCCGUCGUUUGCGCCGCAAUACAUAGUGAAACAACUCUCACAGGUAAUUUUACUUCUUCAUCGCUGGUACUCAAUCAAAUUCAACACAACAUUCUGUGGUCACAACUCAGCAAUAUAAUGUCAAUUAUAACAGACUGCAGUCAACGACAGGAGCGACGAGGAUGGCUUGGCGAUGCAGCCCUAUCAGUCGAUACAGCAUUAUUCAAUUUUGAUUUGUAUGGAUUAUAUGUAAAUUUUCUACGGAAUAUUGCAGACGUUCAGCAUCAAGAUGGAUCGAUACCUGAUACAGCACCCUACUCUGUUGGUGGUUAUGUAGCUGAUCCCUCAUGGGCACAUGCUUAUCCAGAAAUAACUUGGCGCAUCUACCAACAUUACAAUGAUACGGAUAUUGUAAAAAUACACUAUGCUGGAGUUCAAGCAUGGGUGGACUACUUGACAAGUCGUGCACGACAAAGUGGUUUAGCAAAUUUUUAUUUCGCUUACGGUGAUUGGGAAACACCCGCCAACUAUCCUGUGACCAACAGUUCAUUGGUUUCUGCAUUUUCAUAUCUUAGUGACGUACAAACAAUGAUAAUUCUCUCAAAAAUUCUCAAUAAUCAGACUAACAUUGCCAAAUAUAGUAAAUUGUAUGAUCAAUUAGCCAUAGAAUUUCAUGAGACAUUCUAUAAUUCUACUAUCAAUGGAUAUGCAAAAGGUUAUCAAACGGCGAAUGCAUUGGCAUUGAAGCUACCUGACGUUGUACCUUCAAAUCUACGUGCAUCAGUCGUCAAAGCCCUUGCUGAUAAUAUUGCUGCUAAUGACAAUCAUCUGACAACUGGUAUCAUUGGUACAGCUGCACUAUUUCCAGUUUUGUCUGAUGCUGGUUAUCAUGAUUUGGCAGUGACAGUGGCAACACAAACAACAUAUCCAUCUUUUGGUUUCAUGUUUAAUAAUGAUGUCCAGAAUGCAACAACAAACUGGGAGACAUUUCACGCUCUAUUAAAAGGUUUUGGUGGUACGGAUAGUCUAAAUCAUCAUAUGUUUAAUAGUAUUGGUGCAUGGUUUUACCGUUAUUUAGCCGGUGUGCAACUGAAUGGUUUUAAUGAAGAUCUUAUUAUACGUCCGCGACUGACUCGACUAUUGAUAAAUGUCGAAGCGGAAGUACAAACAAUCAGUGGACCAAUUCUUGUUUCAUGGGAACUACACGAUGAUGACAAAACAGUCACCUACGAUGUGACCGUGCCAAGUUCACUUCACUCGAUUAUUACAUUCGAACCUAUAGAACCAAUGGCUCAUUGUCUGUCGAUUGAAGAAAGUGGCAUAUUAGUCUGGCAUCGAUCCUCACCACUGGUCGAAACAACUCUUAGUGGUAUCAUUUGGAUACGCCCCGAUUCGAUGGUCGACAACGCGAUGAGUAUCCGCGUAGACAGUGGUUCAUACCAUUGGAAAGUACGAUGGCAUUAA